CUACUCCUUCAUCUUCUCCUCUGAGAAAAGAGUUUAAUCUCUGCUUCAAGAUCGAAGCUUCGAGCUUUUCCGUUCACUGAAACACCUUUUUUUUCGGCAGUUUUGCUGAUUUUCACCGUACCCUUUUGUUCAAUCUCCGUGCGUUUCUGGGAAAUUUGGUGUGUUCGUGAAAUUCCCUUAUUUUGUUCUGCAAUUAUCUAUAAAUUUUUGUGGCUUAUAUCGGCGUCAGUUUCCGAUUUUUCUCCGUUUUUAAGUUGAAUCGAGCAGUGUCUGAGCUUAUCCCUUUUCCUUAAUGAGGAAAUCUAGUCUGGGAUUAUGUGUGAACAUGGAUUUCAGCUCUGUUUUGGGUAAUUGAACCAUUUGAUCUUUGAGAUUCCUCGGAUAUUCGGAGCUGGAAGAGAUUUUUUCUUUCUUUUUCUGGGGAUCAGAGUUGGCUGAUUUGGAAAAGAAGAAUGAUUUUUUAUUUGGGACUAUAUUCAUCCCAAUAAAAGUGUGAAGAAAGAUUUUUCUCCUCUGUUCUCGGAAACAUCAGCUGUCGCCGGAGCCGUCGUCGUCGGGGAAUUGAUGGUGUCGACGGGAAUGACUGUACAGGAUCAAAAUGGAGGGACAAGCAUCCCUGCUUCGACUGAUAUGGGAGUUUCGGCUGCUAGGAGCAUCCAACACCUCACCCCUGCAGAUGAACAUGCUCCGAAGGCAAGGAAACCGUACACCAUCACGAAACAAAGGGAAAGAUGGACCGAGGAAGAGCAUAACAAAUUCCUCGAAGCCUUGAAACUGUAUGGUAGAGCGUGGAGGCGUAUAGAAGAGCAUGUGGGCACAAAAACAGCAGUUCAGAUUAGAAGUCAUGCUCAGAAGUUUUUCUCAAAGGUUGUUCGUGAGUCGAAUGGUACUGAUGUGAAUUCUGUGAAACCCAUUGAAAUACCUCCUCCUCGACCGAAGAGAAAACCAAUGCACCCUUAUCCCCGCAAAUUGGUGAUUGCGGGUGGAGCCCCAGCCCAAGAGAAACUAACGAGUUCUGUACCCUCUAAUUUAUGUCCCGUAGAGAAAGAAAACCAAGAAAACCAAUCUCCUACGUCAGUAUUAUCUGCACUUGGUUCUGAAGGCGAAGGCACAACGGACUCCACGCUAAAUGGUAGCCCGCCUCCUGUUUCGUCAGCUCUCGGUGACAGUUCUUCGGGCUUUCUACCUUCUGAGCAAUGCAAUUUGUUGCAAGAAGAGAACAGAUCUUCUUUGCCUGUCCAACCGAGUACUAAUCCCGGUCCGGAUGAGCAACCAUUUGCGAGGCUAGAAUUGUUCCCGCAAGAAAAUGGAUUCGUCAAUGACUGUUCAACCGAGGCAUCAUCCACCUACAGUCUGAAGCUCUUUGGGAAGACGGUUUUAGUGACUGAUUCUCAUCGACCAUCGUCCCCGACUUCUGGGACCUCUAAGACACUUCCAACAGAAGCAAACGACGAGGUAGCAACACAAUCAUUACCUUGGACUUUUGCUCCGAUGAAAAUUUUGUUCGGCAGUCCCGAAUGCACAUCUACCUCUCUUUACUACCCGCCAACACAGAUUGAAUAUUCCAAUACUGUGGAAAGCGUUCUCGCUCCUUCCCUACCGUGGGGUUUGCCGUAUGCAACUGCAUCUUUCCCUCGUGUUCAGGUGCACGAUCCCAUUCCAGUUAAAGCACGCCCGGUAUUUGACCCCAAAGAGACGGAAGAUAAUGAAAACCGUAAGGAAGCAUCUUCCGCCGCUUCAAACAGUGGGUCAGUAAAUAUUCUAGAGAAACACAUUGGCAGAAACUCAGAAACCGAAACUGAAACCGAAACCGGUGAGAGCGAGGAGCAACAGUCCUCGGAAAAGAUCGGGAGCGAAGUCUCGGCCUUCAGACCAACCGAGACAACUAACUUCAAACUACGAACCAGCUCCAGCAAGAGGAUGAAAGGCUUCCUGCCUUACAAGAGAUGUUUAGCGGAAAGAGCCACCCACUCCUCGACCAUAACGGGCGAGGAAAGGGAAGAACAACGAACCCGCCUUUGUUUAUAGCAGACCCUAAUUAACUCGAUCUCUGGGUUGUUGUUCCAUUCUCAUCUGUAAGCAGAGAUUUUGUGACAAAGAGUGAGCAUCUGACUUAGUGCACAGUAAAGAGAUAUAGCACUUUGGUGGGUGACUGGAUUAGCAUGAUGCAAAAAUGGUGGAUCAGUAGCAGAAGCUUGUCUGGUUUUUCCUAUUCUUUUCCUCUCAUUAAUUGUCCCAAACAUAUAUAUAUGGUCAGAAUAAUGUCUUGUAAUGUUCUCCCUCCACCUGCACAUUCUGAUGAACUUGCUGUGUAAUAUUUCCAUUUCUGAACUGUAUGAGGAUUUUCAAGACACUUUUUGUUUGUCAUGUUCAUAUCAUCCUCUUCAAGUGUGAGAUGAUGAGGCCAUGGCUUGUAACUGUAAUAUAUAUAGCUUCAUUCUUGGAAUCACAGAUUGGUUUACCUA
Molecule: messenger RNA, 2465 nt
Organism: Ipomoea nil (Japanese morning glory)
Lineage: Eukaryota; Viridiplantae; Streptophyta; Magnoliopsida; Solanales; Convolvulaceae
Product: protein REVEILLE 2-like
Exons: 6
Coding region: 565-2028 (487 amino acids)
Molecular function (GO): DNA binding
Source: RefSeq, a predicted model, not a curated record